AUGGCACAAAGAGGGCGCGUAAAUGAUCCUAUAGCGGAAAAAUCACUGCGAUUUCUCCAUUUUCACUAUGGUCAGUAUUAUAAUUAUUUCUACUUCUUUGCAGUGUAUUUGCAACGAAAAGGAAUCGACAUUAACAAAUAUCGGCCGUUAAUACGUUUCAAUCCAGACAAGGUUCAACUCGUGCCCAAAAAUCCAGUAAUUCCAGGAUGUAUUAAAAUUAAAGCUGAAGGUGUGGAAAUCUUACGACCAAUACGAAAUCUCGUUGCUGAAGUAGAGUUACGAAUCGGCGGUACUCCAGAUCCUUCCAAUCCCACGCUUCCAUGCUCGAAGAAAAUUGACGAAAAAGUCAACCAAUGUCCGUGCUCAAAACUCGAAGGAACUUGUGUGUUCUGCGAUUUCUGCAAGCAACUAAAAGCUCAGUCAGCAAAAAUUUCCACUUCGAAGCAUUAUUCAGCUCACAAAAGCAUUGACAACGAUUGCAAAUGCGAUGAAAUGCUUCCUGGAUUGUAUGAUAUCGAGACGGAGAUGUGCACCCCAGAAGUUGAUGACGUCAAAGACUACAUUCCUCCAGAGAUACAGUCCAAUAUCCUUGACAAGAGACCAAUUUCUAUGUUCAUUACUGUAUAUCUAAUGGAUCUCGAGCCUAGAAACGAGUCGUACCUCUCAGCAUUCGGUCGCGCCAUCCUUCAAAGAAGAAUGGCACAAAGCACAGUUGCUUGUUUUCUUCUUGGAAUUGAUGUGAAGCUUGCCUUACCUCAGUUCAAUUAA
Angiostrongylus costaricensis is the source of this 768-nucleotide messenger RNA. The record is from the annotation of a GenBank genome assembly. Lineage: Eukaryota; Metazoa; Nematoda; Chromadorea; Rhabditida; Metastrongylidae.